CAUCUCUAAUAUUUUGUACUUUAUUUACAACUGGCAAUUUUUUAACCCAUUCAUUUAAAACUAAGCGUUACAGCCACAUUCCAAAUAGAUGGCAGACACACCCGAAUCCCAGGCGGCCUUGAGCACCUCCUCUUCCACGCCCGCCGAUAAGGAUGGCUCCAAAAUUUGUAUCCUUCUGAACGCCACUGGAAAUGUGCCCAUCAUCAAGAAGCGAACCUGGACAGUCGAUCCCAACAAAACCGUCAGCUGGAUUCAAAAGUUCAUCCACAAGUUCUUGAAACUUGAUGCCAACGAGCAGAUUUUCCUGUACGUAAAUCAGACAUUUGCCCCUGCUCCGGAUCAGAUAAUCAAGAACCUUUACGAAUGCCACGGCACCAACGGGAAACUGGUGCUCUACUACUGCAAGAACCAGGCGUGGGGCUAAAUCGAUACGCACUUGACCAGGCUAAAUCUUAAGUAUUUAUUUGUAUAUUAUUAAAUGUGACUAAGCUGA
Molecule: messenger RNA, 493 nt
Organism: Drosophila elegans
Lineage: Eukaryota; Metazoa; Arthropoda; Insecta; Diptera; Drosophilidae
Gene: Atg12
Product: autophagy protein 12-like
Exons: 3
Coding region: 89-424 (111 amino acids)
Biological process (GO): autophagosome assembly; nucleophagy; C-terminal protein lipidation
Cellular component (GO): cytoplasm; phagophore assembly site membrane; Atg12-Atg5-Atg16 complex
Source: RefSeq, a predicted model, not a curated record